AUGGAUGUUCUAAGAGAUCACGCAGAGGCCAUCAUCCUCAACCCGGAUCUCGCACCCCUUCUCGCUAUCCUCAAGGCCGCCCGCAAUGGCGCUGUCUACGGAGCCAAAGUUCGCUUCCCUCAUGCUCUAGUCAUGGUCGUGCUGUUCCGGAAAGGCUCAUGGAAAGAAAAAAUCCGUCUUGUGUUAAAGGCAACAAGACAGCAUGCCAGCAAUCUUGCUAGAUUCGCGGUCGUCUAUAAAUCGUCCAUGUUAAUAUUACGCCUCCUCAAUCCUAUAAGACCUGGAAAAGAAGGCCCAUAUGACACCUUUUUCGCUGGGCUACUUGGCGGAUACCUUGUCUUUGGAAGUGCAAAGCAGGGCGGUGUCAACCAACAAAUAGUCAUCUAUGUCUUUGCUCGUGUCAUGUUAGCGCUUGCACGACUUAGUAUUGAGCCGCCUACCAUGACAAGUACAACGCCUACCCCAACACUCUUCACCCAACGAUUCUCGCCAGAUACGAAAGCCAUGAUCGAGAGGAAUGCUUGGCCUGUCUUCGCAAGUUUAAGCUGGGCUUUCGUCAUGUAUAUAUUCCGAUGGCAGCCAGAAAGCAUCCAGCCCAGCUUAAGGAGCAGCAUGAAAUAUAUCUACGUUAACUCGGACUACUGGGAUUCUCUUCGGAAUUUCCUGCUAUACAACACCUAA
Molecule: messenger RNA, 681 nt
Organism: Exophiala aquamarina CBS 119918
Lineage: Eukaryota; Fungi; Ascomycota; Eurotiomycetes; Chaetothyriales; Herpotrichiellaceae
Exons: 4
Coding region: 1-681 (226 amino acids)
Cellular component (GO): peroxisomal membrane
Source: RefSeq, a predicted model, not a curated record